AUGGGAUUGAAAUUGAAUCCCAGUGAAAGAUUGGCCCGCAUCCGCGCUGCUACACGCACACUAGUCAUGAUCGUGUUCACUUACUUGAUCAGCAAUCUGCUGUCGGUUAUAAUCACUAUUUGGGAAUAUCUCGAUGCGGCGAGUCUAUUCGAUAAGUAUCUCUCAUUCUAUGUGAUGUCAGUGGAUGCGAUCUCAUUACUGACAAUUGUUGCCUCAGUUCUUCGUCUUCCAAUUUACAUCACUUGUCAACCGUUACUCAGGAAGGAGAUGUUCCAGUUCAUUUGUGAGUUUUUUUUCAAAAUUCUCUGGUUAAGUGUCUGAGG
This is a messenger RNA of Strongylus vulgaris, 323 nucleotides long. The record is from the annotation of a GenBank genome assembly. NCBI's taxonomy places the organism in Eukaryota, Metazoa, Nematoda, Chromadorea, Rhabditida, Strongylidae.